This is a messenger RNA of Temnothorax curvispinosus, 2313 nucleotides long. Its product is annotated as glucose dehydrogenase [FAD, quinone]-like. The record is from RefSeq and is a predicted model, not a curated record. Gene Ontology annotation, molecular function: flavin adenine dinucleotide binding; oxidoreductase activity, acting on CH-OH group of donors. The transcript is spliced from 2 exons. The coding region runs from base 394 to 2313 and encodes 639 amino acids. Lineage: Eukaryota; Metazoa; Arthropoda; Insecta; Hymenoptera; Formicidae.
GUAAGUCAUACAAUUAAUAAUUCAGAAAAACCAAUGUUGCAAGAGCAAAAUAUUAACAUACAUGAUAAAUUUAAAAAAGACUCCUGCCAAAUGUGAAAUAGUGCAAUAGUCAUUCAUUUCUUUAGUCUGGAGGACAGAAUAGCCAUUUAUUUCUCUUUGUCGUGAUAUUAAUACAAUCUUACGAAUUCUUUGGAGGGGACACAAGCAUAUAAAACUAUAUACACAUAGAAUCUAAAAUUGUUCAGUUAAAUUUUAUGAAGCCUCUACUAUAGUCGCGAAAAGUGACAGCUAUAUAAGGUGUAAACUUAAAAGGCCAGAUAUAUCGAACGACCAGGCACAUUUCCUGUUAUUACACAUCAUUCAACAUAUUUAAAGGCCAAUUAUUAUUCAAAUAUGCUAAACAAGAUUCCGAGUCUCUUCCACGUUCUCAGUAUCGGCACUAUAAUCAACUCGUUACAUGGACACCCAUACUACAACAGUCUUCAUGGCAAUAGUAAUAACGGAUGGACGAUACAAAAAUUACUAAGCUCAACUAUUGACUUCUUGAAGCAGAAUCGACAGUAUGUAGAACAAGAAUUACCGGAUAUGACACCCCAGUUUGGAGACAGAUACGAUUUUAUAGUGAUCGGCGCUGGUACGGCUGGUGCAACUCUAGCCGCAAGACUAAGUGAGAUACCUCAAAACAAAGUGCUGCUGAUUGAAGCUGGUUUCCAUGAAAACCUCUUUAUGGACAUCCCACUGUUCGCUCCUCUUCUCCAGACGAAUAACAACGUCAAUUGGCGCUAUCGGACCAAGUCAUCCGACAAGUACUGUCGUGGCAUGAAAGAUAAUAGUUGCCAUUGGCCGAGUGGAAAAGUAGUCGGUGGCAAUAGUGUGCUAAAUUUUAUGAUAGCAACUAGAGGAGGCGCCGAAGAUUACGAUCGCUGGGCCGAGAUGGGAAACGAAGGCUGGGCAUAUCAGGACGUUCUCAAGUAUUUCAAAAAGCUGGAAACAAUGGAUAUUCCAGAGCUAAAAUCGGAUAUUGACUAUCAUGGUACCAAUGGACCAGUACAUAUCGCAUACCCGCCAUUUCGUACUCCGUUAGCAGAGGCCUUUCUAGAAGCUGGCAAGGAGCUAGGAUAUCCACUAGUAGAUUACAACGGAAAAAACGAAAUAGGAUUCUCAUAUCUGCAAAGCACAAUCAUGAAUGGCGUUCGCAUGAGUAGCAAUAGAGCGUACUUACAUCCCGUGCACGAUCGUAACAAUCUCCAUAUAACUCUUCAGAGCACGGUGACAAAAGUGCUGAUCGAUCGUAUCACAAAUCAAGCAAUCGGCGUAGAGUUCGUCAAGAAUAAGCAAACAAUACGUGUGUUCACGAAUAAAGAAGUAAUUUUAUGUGCGGGAACCAUUGGAUCAUCAAAGUUAUUGAUGCUCUCCGGCAUCGGACCAGCGAAACAUCUUGUAGAACUGGGCAUAAACGUCGUCCAAGAUGCGCCAGUCGGCGAAAACCUUAUGGACCACUUAAUCUUCUACGGAAUAACAUACGUAACAAACGCAGCGGUCGGUUUCCAGUUCUUCGAUCUGAUAAAUCCUAUUAAUUCGCAUAUAUCGGACUUUAUAAUAAAUCGAAUUGGACCGUUAACGCUUCCGGGCGGGAGCGAGGCCCUCGGUUUCGUCAACACAAAACACCCAGAAAAGCAGAGCGAUUUACCAGACAUUGAAUUAUUGUUCAUCGGUUUAACAAUGAAAGAUUUUCUGUUUCCAAGGUUAUUAGAACUUAAAGAUUCCAUAAUUCAGGAAUGGGAGAAAUACAGUAACAGCAAUGGCUGGACUGUUUUACCAGUAUUGUUGAAACCUAAAAGUCGUGGUAGGAUAACAUUGUUGGCUAACGACGUUAAUGUUAAACCAGAGAUCGUGCCGAAUUAUUUCGAUGAUCCAGACGACGUCAGGACAAUGAUUGCUGGGAUUAGAACUGCAUUAAGUAUUGGUCGGACAAAGGCGAUGCAGGCGCUCGAUUCUCAGUUUUUAAACAUUACUUAUACUGAAUGCAACAAUUAUAAAUAUGACUCUGACGCUUAUUGGGAAUGCGCAAUAAGGAUUCUCUCAAUGACACUUUAUCACACUUGCGGCACUUGUAAAAUGGGACCUAGGGGAGAUCCGACUGCUGUCGUCGAUCCCAGAUUAAAGGUUAUUGGUAUUGAAGGAUUACGAGUAGCAGAUGCGUCCAUUAUGCCCGAAAUUAUAUCGGCGCACAUAAACAUUCCUGUAUAUAUGAUCGCCGAAAAAGCAGCAGAUAUGAUCAAAGAAGACUGGGGUUACUUGGAAAAGUCAUAA